CCGGCCCGGUUUUCUCCCCCACUACAUUACUCUCACUCGCUCCAUUCCCAUUCAGGACCACCAGUCUUCUUCUUCUUCACAAAAACCAUUCUCUCCCAUUCCAUCUUCUCCGACGACCUCCUUGUCGGAAGAUGAAUUUUCCGAUCAACCUCCCCUUCAGAUCCGGACUUGCUGUUUCUUUCUCCGAUCAUCGUCGUCAUGUUUUUCACGAAAAAUCUCUGAGAUAAACCCCCUCUCCUUUUUCCUUUCCUUAUUCUGUACUCCAGCAUUUUCCCGGAGGUAUUUUCUCUUUCGGUCUUUGUAUAUAUAUUUUUUCGGUGGUUUUUUACUUUCGAUCGCUGCACGGAUAUUCUGAGCGUGGAGUAGCUGACAUUGAAUCCGGAGCUGUUUGGUUUUUUUUUUUUUUUUUUUCGUGUUCUGAAUGGGACUGGGAGGUUCUGAUUGUACAUGCAAGUAUCUGGAGUUCAUUUCUCCGAUUUUUCUCCGUGAUUUAGCUUCUGAGAGUCGUGAAUUUCAAUGCCAGACCGUGUUUGUCAUUAGUCUCUGGAAAUUGAGCUGCACAGAGGAGAGUUUCAGGAGGCGUAGUUAGGGAGUUUCACCGGAGCAAAUCUGUACUGUCCUUUUUUUUUUCUUUAACCCUUUUGUUCGUUUCUUCUCGGUCAUGCCUUUUCCGAUGAAGAUCCAACCGAUUGAUAUCGAUGUUCAGACGGUGAGAGAACAGGUUCGUACUGAGUCGGCCAAGCCUGUGUUCAAAUCGCGACUGAGGCGACUUUUUGAUCGGCCAUUCCCGAGCGUUCUGAGAAUUGCUGCGGUUGAAAAGCCGAUUAUUGUCGGAGAACCAGCUCAGUUUAGCAGCAAAGAUGGAGGAGGAGGGACAGAGUUGGAGCCAAGCUCGGUUUGCUUGGAUAAGAUGGUACAAAAUUUCAUUGAGGAGAACAACGAAAAGCAACCGGCAACCGUGAAGUAUGGUCGCAAUCGCUGCAAUUGCUUCAACGGCAAUAGCAAUGAUAGCUCCGACGACGAAUUCGAUGUAUUUGGGGGUUUUGGGGAAUCGAUCACCUCCGGAUCAUCAGGUGGCGAUGCAUGUGAUAUACUCAAGGGUUUAAUUCCUUGCACGAGCGUUACGGAGAGAAAUCUCUUGGCGGACGCUUCGAAAAUUGUCGAAAAGCAUAACAAAAUUCACAAACGUAAAGACGAUCUACGCAGAAUCGUAACCGAUGCUCUCUCAUCUCUCGGCUACAAUUCUUCCAUCUGCAAAUCAAAAUGGGAGAAAUCCCCUUCUUUCCCAGCUGGUGAAUACGAAUACGUGGAUGUGAUUCUGGAUGGAGAACGAUUGCUUGUUGACAUUGAUUUUAGGUCGGAAUUCGAGAUUGCUCGUUCCACAGGAACAUAUAAGGCCAUCCUUCAGACGCUGCCAUACGUCUUCGUCGGAAAAUCGGAUCGUCUCGGACAAAUUGUAUCCAUCGUAUCGGAUGCUGCAAGACAGAGCCUGAAGAAGAAAGGAAUGCACUUUCCGCCAUGGAGGAAAGCUGAGUACAUGCUUGCCAAAUGGCUUUCUUCUCCAACCAGAACCGCCGACUCUCUCCCGACCGCUGCUCCAAAGGCCGAACCCGAAGAAACCAAACCCCCAAUCCAAAACGACCCGCUGGUAACCGACACCGAUUGCGGUGAAUUCGAGUUGAUAUUCGGCGAGGAAUCAACCCCGAGCGUGUCCAUCUCCGGCGAUUCUGAAUCGCCGUCCGGUGAAAAUAAACCGCCGACGGGGACUGCUCCCCCGUGGCAACCUCCUGCGAUCAAGCCAAAGAGCAUAGAUAAAGGAGCUAAGAUAGUCACCGGAUUAGCUUCCCUUCUCAAAGAGAAAUCUUGAGAGAGAAAAAAAAAAGUUUUGGAU
Molecule: messenger RNA, 1891 nt
Organism: Benincasa hispida (wax gourd)
Lineage: Eukaryota; Viridiplantae; Streptophyta; Magnoliopsida; Cucurbitales; Cucurbitaceae
Source: RefSeq, a predicted model, not a curated record